ACAAAAAUUUAGAUGGUAAUCCGAGAGUUUGCUUCUGUGUUUACAAACAGAUUUAACCCUAAUUGAAAGAUACGCAAAUAUUUAUUGCGAUAAGAACACCAAAGUUAAAUAACGCUUAUCAUAAAGACAAGAUUGAAUUAUUAUAUCCUUGUAUCCAUCAGUCAUCCAGCCACUACCCAAAAUACACCUGGACUGUUAGGUCUACCGACCAAACGCCAAACUGCUAUUUGAAAUAACACUGUUAAGCAUGUUUAGAGAUUGAAGUUUGGAUGUACAUUUCUAAACUUACAUUGUAGCAAUACAAUUUAUAAUGGUUAAGAUUUCACCAUUUGAUGUUGGAAUGGUGGGUGGAUCAAUUAAGUCAUAAUUAAAGACAAUGGUUUUAGAAUCAAUGGAUUUAUCAGACCCAGCACAGAAGAGGGCCACCAGAAAACUUUUAAUUGCUGGACUCAUAUGUGUUUUCUUGGCUGUGGUGUCAAUAGCUAUUGUUCUGGCUGUUGUUAUUCAACAAAAUGAGGAGGAAAGAAUUCCUCAUGGUUCCUUCGAUAAUCAGCACUAUACAACUGUAGGACCUAAAUCAGAGGAGAUUGACUUAUCUUCAUCAGUACUAAUGGGGUUAUUGUCAUCAGAAAGACUUAGUCUUGAAACAUUUACUUAUAGUACAACCAUUCCCAUAGCAACAAGUGAUCAACAUGUAGAUGUUACAUCUUCAACAUUGGUUAUGAGUUCACAACCUUUUACAGAAAUGAGGGACAGUGAUUCAGCAUAUUUCACAAAUGAAAAAAAUAUUUCAUCCAUUGAACACCCUCAAAUCCAGUUGACAUAUUCAUCUAUUUAUAAUUUACCAGUUUUCUCAACAGAAUUGGUAUAUUUCACUUCUUAUUCUCAAACAGAAAAUAAUUACAUUAAUUCUGAUAAAAUGACAAAUAUUAAAACUGAAAUACAAACAAGUAAACAAAUAGGGAGCAUUCCAGUUACAGAUAAUAAAUCUGAACCUUUUUCUACCUCCCUGGCAGAAGAGUUCAAAUCAGAAGACAUUUCUUUUGAUUUGAAAUUAUCUGUGACAUCAGCUGCUGAUACUUCAAUACGAGAUGUAAAACAAUCAACUUUGAAAUUUAGUGAUGUUAUUCCAGUCACUUUAAAUUCUGAUCUACAACAACCUGUGAUCACAAAGACUUCUAGUGAGGAGGUUCCUGUUUGGUCUACUGAAUCAAAUACAUAUAAUUUAGAAUCUACAAAACUCAUACUGCAUAUAAACAGCACGUCUGGUUUAUCAACAAAUCAAAUGAACAUUUUGCCAUCUUCUUCAUCUUUCAUCUUUAUUCAACCUGAAAGUGUAGUUUUAACAAACAGUACUACAGUACAAUCAGCUGUAACAGAAACUUACAUGUCAACAUCUAAAAGUAGUGCACCAUUAACUUAUAGAAACAGUAGAUGGAGAGUUACAGCAUCAACAUUAGUUCCAUAUAUUGAAACUUUACUUACUGUAGCUCAAUCAGAAUUUAUAUCCAGUGAUUUAGAACCCUUAAAGACAACUGCUUAUAAUGAACUAAUGCCAACAAGUGCCCAAGACGAGACAACAAUUGAGAAUUUUGACUCAACAGAUUGGUACAGUUUAUCAUCACAAGUAAAAGUAUCUUCAACACUUUUGCCAGACUGUAGUAUACAUGAGUUUAGGUGUAGAAGUGGCCAGUGUGUGAGUAUGUCCAGUAGAUGUGACAAAGUUAUACAAUGUGAAGAUAUGUCAGAUGAGUUCAAUUGUACAGAUUGUAUAGGAUUUAAGUGUGGUAAUGGUUUGUGUACAUGGGCUUGGAUUGGAUGUAACAAAAGAGUAGACUGUAUGGAUCUCUCUGAUGAAAUAGGAUGUGAUCAUGGAGCAUCUUACAGACGAUGUGAUAAUGGUCUGAGUAUUCCAUCACAUAAAUGGUGUGAUAAUGUAGACGACUGCUUUGACAACAGUGAUGAAAUCAAUUGUACAUGCUCAUUUGGGGAAACUCCCUGUAAAGAUGGCCAGAAGUGUAUCAGAAAUGAGUGGAUUUGUGAUGGGCACGUAGAUUGUAUACAGGGCACAGAUGAAACCAACUGUAGUAAUUGUAGCCCAGACCAGUUUGUAUGUAGUGAUUAUAGCUGUAUAAAUAUAACACAAGUCUGUGAUGGUGUACAGCAAUGUAAUCAGGCUGAAGAUGAAAUGCCUUGUUAUAACCUUCACAAUGACACAGCAGCCAUGACAGUUCAGUACAAGGGAGACAACUACAGCGUUUGUAACACUCACUGGAACUCUGGUAUCAGUGAUUAUAUUUGUCAGUUGCUAGGCUACAGAAAUUCUACAAUAACAAAAUACAUUAAAAUGAGGGAUAAUGGGAAUGGCAAUGAUUUUAUAGAACUUGAUCAACAAAUAACAGAUCAUAAAAAGAUAUUACAGUACAUGAACAUUAGAUCCUCUUGUUAUUCCAAUAUGACUGUCUCCAUUGCAUGCUUGCCACGAGGAUGCGGAGAACAAAGCCGUAACCUGAUGCUUCCAUUUGUUUCUGGUGGAGAUAUAGCCACCUUGGGUCAGUGGCCAUGGAUUGUGUCCCUGUCUUAUCUUGGCAGACCGUUCUGUAGUGGAACAUUGAUAUCAAAGGACUGGGUAGUUACAGCAGGCCAUUGUGUUUCUAUACCAGGUUCUCAUAACUACACAGAAAAUCCUCAUUACAUUGAAGUUCAAUUAGGGUCAGUCAAACGUCUUAGAGGUCAAGGCACCAGCAGACGUGCAGACAAGGUCAUACAUCAUCCAAGGUUAACAUGGACAGGGAUUGGUCCAAUAUACUAUGAUAUUGCAUUGAUUCAUUUGGAAAAGUCUAUUACUUACAAUGAAUAUAUCCUACCUAUCUGUUUACCUAAGACAGAUUUUUCUUCACUUAGUAACUGUUACAUAGCUGCCUGGGGAUAUAUUAAUUCUAAUCAAGCUAUAACAGUACAAGACCUAAGAGAAGCUAAGUUACAGGUCUUGUCUGAUGAAGAAUGUAGAACAAAUACUGUACCACUGGAACAGGAAGUAAAUACCAAUAUAACAUACUGUGCUGGAUAUAAGUUUGGGGUCAUCUCAGGAUGUCAGGGUGAUAGUGGUAGUCCUAUGAUGUGUGAGGAUCACAAGGGUAAAUGGACACUAACUGGAGUGAUGAGUAGUGGGGCUGCCAUGUGUGGGACGUUUACCAAUACUGCCAAUAGAUUUACCAAAUUAUCAACAAUGAUUGAGUGGAUAGAUAAUAUUAUCAAUGUUUGAAAGCAAUUUAUUCACUGUGAGAAGCCGUCGAUUUAUAUAAUGCCAAAUGCAUUGAAACUAGUCAUUUUGAUUUUAUUCAGUUAAUGAUUUUAUUGAACAGAAUCUUAAAAAAUAUGAUUUGAAUAACUUGAUAAUGAUUGUGAUUUGUAGAUUUGUCAUGUAUCACUAAAAUGUAGAUGUUAAAGUCACUCAAGGUGCCAUUGUUUUUAAAAUAUGUUUUUAUAAAUAGCUUUAUUAUUUUUAAUAAAAAUUUAUGACUAUCACCCA
Molecule: messenger RNA, 3532 nt
Organism: Mytilus trossulus (common blue mussel)
Lineage: Eukaryota; Metazoa; Mollusca; Bivalvia; Mytilida; Mytilidae
Product: atrial natriuretic peptide-converting enzyme-like
Exons: 15
Coding region: 377-3265 (962 amino acids)
Biological process (GO): proteolysis
Cellular component (GO): membrane
Molecular function (GO): serine-type endopeptidase activity; protein binding
Source: RefSeq, a predicted model, not a curated record